Molecule: messenger RNA, 326 nt
Organism: Amoebophrya sp. A25
Lineage: Eukaryota; Dinophyceae; Syndiniales; Amoebophryaceae
Source: the annotation of a GenBank genome assembly
GACUAGAAUUGCAACUCGCAUGCUUAGAGACUCUAGUGGUUUUUGCAAACGCUUCACACGCAAAAAAUUUAAGGGUUGUAGCUUAAUAAGGUGUUCCCCCUGUUGCUGUUUGUUAUGGCUCUCCUAAGGGUGGAGACUGGCAUAACAAACGGGAUAAACGAACACCAAAAGCCUACCUCUAACAAAUGCAGCAAGUCCAAGCUCACAGCUACAAUCUUCCACAUCUCCACCUUCGAGUCCGACGCAACCAAUUUUCCCGUUGUCUCUCUUGGAUUUGUGUCGAACCUUUUCUGGCGAAAAAUUCCUAGGUUGUCUGCAUUUCCUAC